GGCUAGGACACCGGUGGAAGAAGAGGCAUGUUACGGAAGAGAAGGACGUUGCUUUGAAAUCAUUCAAAACUUGGGAAUACGUUUAUUUUAUUAUCAGACAAGUUAGAGGGGUUUUAUAUGAGAAGAAAAUGCAUACACUCAGAAAUUAGUUGUGGUUUAAAACGAACUUUAAAACAGUGGCUUGUUCUAAUUUAGUCGGCUACACUUGCUAAUUUACAGUACUUUAAACCAUUAGAUUAGCAUAAAGAUGAGUUCUUCUGGAAAUUUCGUGCACAGAAGAUUGUUGCUUCAACUUGGUAAAUCACUUUAUGUCCACACACCCACUUCUAAACAAAGCAGCCAGAAAAGACUGAUUAGUACCACCAGCAGAUGUAUGAAUAUCAUGCCUGCCUGGGUUAUUGAUAAAUAUGGAAACAAUGACAUUUUGCGGUUCACCAGAAAUGCCAGAUUCCCCAUCAUCAACUAUCCCAAUGAGGUCAUUGUUAAAGUGUUUGCAGCUGGACUAAAUCCGUUUGAUGUCCGCAUGAGAGGUGGCUACGGUGCGGCUACCCUGGCUGUGAAGAGGGACCCUCUGAAUUUCAGACAGGCAGGCAUGGAGUUCCCUCUCAUUCUGGGAAGGGAUGUUUCUGGGGUCAUCAUGGAGUGUGGCCUGGAUGUGAAGUACUUCAGAGAAAGGGAUGAGGUGUGGGCAGCCAUCCCACCGUGGAAACAGGGCAGCUUGGCUGAAUUUGUUGUGCUGAGCGCCAAUGAGAUAUCCCACAAACCAAAGUCACUAAGCCACAUAGAGGCAGCAUCUAUUCCUUACGUGGCAACCACCGCCUGGUCGGCGCUGGUUAACACUGGUGGACUCAAUAAGGAAAAUUCUGCCAACAAACGGAUUUUGAUCCUCGGAGGAUCCGGGGGCGUGGGAACAUUUGCAAUACAGAUGCUGAAGGCAUGGGGAGCCCAUGUGACGGUAACCUGCUCCCAGAAUGCCGAGCGGUUCGUACGGGAACUCGGUGCGGACCAUGUGGUGGACUACACGGCUGGACCUGUUGAAGAGCCGCUCAGCAAACUGGAGAAAUUUGACCUGAUCUUGGAUAAUGUAGGAGGGGACACGGAGCGUUGGGCGCUGGGCCUGCUUAAGCCUUGGAGCGGAGCCAAGUAUGUCACCCUGGUAACACCAUUCCUGCAGAACACGGACAGACUGGGUAUAGCUGAUGGCAUGAUGCAGACUGCAGCUACAGUAGCCACCAAAGCCCUAAAGCAUCUAGUCAAAGGAGUUCACUACCGCUGGGGAUUCUUUGCACCCAGUGGUCCUGCAUUGGAUGAAGUCAGAGACAUGGUGGAUGCAGGACAGAUCCGAGCUGUGGUGGAGGAGACGUUUACCUUUUCACAAGUUCCUCAGGCCUUUGAGAAGGUGGAGAAAGGUCAUGCUCGAGGAAAGACUGUCGUCCAGAUCAGCAAAGGGGGGUCAUGAGAAACAGCAAAGACCUGUGAAGAGCGUGUCCAUUUUUCUACGCAAACUGAUAAAAAAAUGAGCGGAGAACUGCUGGAAAGGUGCACAAACACGCUAUCACUGUU
This is a messenger RNA of Melanotaenia boesemani (Boeseman's rainbowfish), 1563 nucleotides long. It is a transcript of the gene rtn4ip1, whose product is annotated as reticulon 4 interacting protein 1. The transcript has 9 exons. NCBI's taxonomy places the organism in Eukaryota, Metazoa, Chordata, Actinopteri, Atheriniformes, Melanotaeniidae. The record is from RefSeq and is a predicted model, not a curated record. The coding region runs from base 248 to 1459 and encodes 403 amino acids. Gene Ontology annotation, cellular component: mitochondrion. Gene Ontology annotation, molecular function: zinc ion binding; oxidoreductase activity.